AUGUCGAACUUCAUGCACAAAGUCAAGGAUGCUGUGUCUGAUCAUCGUGACAGGGAUAAUCCUCAGACAAUGAACCCUGGUCCGAACCAGUACAACUCAUCUGGAAUGGGUAAUUCUUCUAGCAUGGGCCCUUCUUCCGGCAUGGGCUCUAACACUUAUGGCACUGGCCCUGGCUAUGGAAAUGAGGCUGGUACUGGUACUCAUCGCGAUCCCAACGUCGACGAUACUAGGAACGCAGGUGAUUCAACAAAUGCUGGCCCUCAUGAUUCAAAAACGGCCAACAAGAUGGAUCCUCGCGUCGAUAGUGAUCUAGAUAACCGCCGCAAUUACCCUGGAACCGCCGGCACCCAAAAUACCGGCGGCGGCGCUCGUGACUCCGAUCCCAGCAGCACAGGCUCCACUGGGCAGUCCCGCGGUAUGGACAAUCAUAUGACUAGCGAGGACAACUAUAGCAGCUCGAAGCAGGAAAACAAAUCCCACACCCAGCCUGUUACCUCCGGCAAUCAAAUGACUAGCGAGGACCGCUACAGCAACGACACGCAGGAACACAAAACCCAUUCCACCACUACCCACACCGAGCCCUGCGAUAUGCAGCCGCGUGGCGAGACUGGCCCUGACAGCCGUAUGGGUCAGCAAAAUUUGGGUCAGCAAAAUUUCGGUGGCGGUGCUACUGGUGGCAGUAGCUACAACGACAACAGCUCAGGUGCUAGAGGGUCGCCAGGUCCUCAGAAUUUCGAGCAGAUGAACAAACUUGACCCUAGAGCUCAAGGCUCGAAUUAUGAACAAAACGCUGUCGGCGACCAGCGGGGCGGAUACUAA
Messenger RNA from Penicillium riverlandense, 819 nucleotides. RefSeq lists its product as uncharacterized. The coding region runs from base 1 to 819 and encodes 272 amino acids. NCBI's taxonomy places the organism in Eukaryota, Fungi, Ascomycota, Eurotiomycetes, Eurotiales, Aspergillaceae. The record is from RefSeq and is a predicted model, not a curated record. The transcript is spliced from 3 exons.